Molecule: messenger RNA, 1672 nt
Organism: Dromiciops gliroides (monito del monte)
Lineage: Eukaryota; Metazoa; Chordata; Mammalia; Microbiotheria; Microbiotheriidae
Gene: PRSS54
Product: serine protease 54
Exons: 9
Coding region: 641-1651 (336 amino acids)
Biological process (GO): proteolysis
Molecular function (GO): serine-type endopeptidase activity
Source: RefSeq, a predicted model, not a curated record
UCCUUCCCAGAGAACAAUCCUAUUAAAGAAGAGGGAAAAAAAAUCAAUAUAUGAAAUAAUCUGAUAAUAUAUACAAUGUACCACACCUAUGGACCUCCCAUUUCUGCAAAGGAGAGAGGGUUUUGGGCUUUAUGGAUAUAGAUACCGCUGGACCUAGCCAAGUGUCACCAAAGUCCAAUGGCAAGACAAAAGUCAGGACAAGUGGUGAUGGCCUGAUUGCAGUGUAUGACCUUGGCAUCAUCCAUGCCUGACCAAGGGGGCUCCAUAGUACCUGCUCCAGCCUUUGUGACCAUUGGAACAGAUGCUCAGAUCUCUGUAAUAGAGGUGAAAUCACAGGUCUUGUGAAAUUGAAGAUAACUUGGAACACUUGGUAGAAUCUUCCAGAACUUGAGCCUUGUGCCUUUGAUCCCCUAAAUCACUUUGCUGCUAUGAAGAGGAAUUGGAGGAGGACUUUGGUGGAAGAAGAAGUAAAAAACAUGAUGCUGCUGAUGAGAAUGUCUGAGCAUAUUCAUAGCCAAGAAAAGAAAUUGUUUUAGGUGGUAAUUACUUUUCCAAGAAUGUACCAUGGAUGCUAAGCCUCCCAGAUGCUGUCCUGGGUUCUCGGCUGUCUCUCAAUGUGGUUCUCUUUUAGGAUGGCAGAAUGGAGAAGGCCAUUUUUUCUAUUGCUAUGCAUUUCACACUCUUUUACUGGAAGAAGGUCUUGGCAUUGGUCGGUAUUACUGACAUGAAUGCCAGGAGAAGAACCCAGCCAGAGUACCCCGUCACUGCCAUCCUCAGUCACGAAGGCUUUAAUUACAUCACCAUGGAGAAUAACAUUGCUCUCCUGAAGACCUACACAGCCAUAGAGUUUAAUGACCAAGUUCAACCCAUCUGCUUCCCUAGCAGGAACCUGGCCCCAGGAAUCCUGGAGAACUGCUGGGUGUCAGGAUGGAUCCACACUGCUGCAACUAGAAAGAGAAUGGAGAUGGGUGUCCUAAGGAAGCUUCCUGUGCAGGAAGUGUGGCCCUGUUCCUUAAAGAGACCCCGGGGAACUGCCUGCUACAGUUCUAAGGAAGAGGACAAUACCUUUGGAUGCUUGGGAGACCCGGGGAACCCCGUGUUGUGCCAAGCUAAGGAGAACAGCCUGUGGCUUCUGAGCGGCAUCCUGAACAAAGGUGGAGUGAGCUGUACUGGGCCAUUUCUUUCCACCAAGCUCUCUUACUACGGCGACUGGAUUUCCAAAAGGAUAAUGAAAGAAUGGGCCGAUUUAUGUCCCACCUUCCAAUGGCAAGAGCUGCCGUCCACACUCUCUCCCAUCGUUAGGUCGAAGCUGCAGAACAUGACAUGGGGGAGGCCGUCCCAAGCCUUCUCUUUCCCUCCUCUUCCUCCUCGGAGGGAGGGCCGACUGAAGAUGCAGAAAGGCCGAGCCCGUCUGAAGCCCGCUCCGGCUAAAGCAGCCCCCUCCCUGAAAGAGCGGCAGGAUUCUGGGAGGCCACAAAUAGGCUUCCAAGAGACUGAGGUAGGGAGGGCCGGCUUGGACAGCACUGAGCCUAUCUACUACGACUACUACAAUGGGGAAGUGAUGCCCAUCUCAGGCCAGGGCGGGCUGUGUCGGCCAUGGGAGAUGAUCCCUGUGUUCUCUGUGCUGGCUCUUGUCUUUGGUGACAUCUGAUCCAGGAGGUCGCUGGCUGAC